AUGGAGAUGGAGGAAGAGGAAGAGAAGAAGAAAGAGAAGACAAAGGAGCCAAGAUGCAAUAAGAAAAAAAUAUCCGAAGAUCUCGCGACGAUGGAGACAACCCGACACACCGAAGCCGACUGGUCUUCCCCGGAUCAAAGUGUACCUCGGCUCGGUAGCGGAAAAACCGACUUCCCGUGGUAG
Penicillium concentricum is the source of this 183-nucleotide messenger RNA. RefSeq lists its product as uncharacterized. NCBI's taxonomy places the organism in Eukaryota, Fungi, Ascomycota, Eurotiomycetes, Eurotiales, Aspergillaceae. The record is from RefSeq and is a predicted model, not a curated record. The transcript has 2 exons. The coding region runs from base 1 to 183 and encodes 60 amino acids.